AUGGGUUCCGACAUGGCCGACCUGUUGUCCACGCUGGCGACGCUGCGACUGGCGCUGCCGUCGACCUUGCUGUUGUUGCUGCUCGGUCGAUUCGCGGCCAAGGGCUUUGUGGCGCUCAUUGCGCGCAUACAGGCACAAGAUUGGGUCGAAACCGAUACCGACUAUGGCCCAAUCGAUGCACUGAAUAGGACCAAUGCCAGAGCCGCAGACGGCGAGGACGAGGACGGUAUCGUACCCGUCGUGCUCGUCGUCAACACACCGAGACGGUCCUGGAUCGUCGCCUUCUUCGGCCUCGUUGCGGCGACCUAUUUUGCUGACGGUAUGGCACAGGGUACGUCCGGUCCGUGAACUUUGCUGUCAUGCCCAGAGCUGACACCUGACGCCCACAGUCAUUGCGUCACUGAUCACGUCGACGUUCGAGCCGUCCGAACCCCUAUUCCGGCAAAUGAUCCCGUACACCGUCGGAGGCUUGCUGUCGUACGUCCUCUGCGUCGUGGCCAUGACGCUGCAAGAGAGGGCAAGGAAAAAACAAGCCGAUUGGGGUCGGGUGUAUCCUCGGGCGUUGGUCCUGGUCGGCCUCACCUUGGACGCCGCGGUUGCAUAUUAUUUCGGCCGCAUAGUACAGCAAGGUGGGCGUCAAUGUCUUGCGGAGCAUCCUCAGCGACCUGACAACAAGCACUUCCCGAGACUCUUCCUCGUUCGUACAGACGCUUCCAUGCGACCCCCAGCAACGCCUUUGCCAAGUAUCCAUCUCGGCAUCCUCGCCCUCCGUCUGUUGCUUCUCGUUAUGCUCUCCCUACUGCAAUCUUCGCUCCUUUACAAGCGAUCGUACGUGCCAAAGGAUGGACCAACGACUGGCGAACGGACGAGUUUGCUCGGAAACGGUGGCGUUGCGAACGGUGAUAGUGGCGACUAUGGCACGAUCCCGAGCAAACCCGCAUAUGGGCCGUUAAGGUCUUCGAGGCCGUAAGUCGACUCAGUAGCCUCGGAUCUUGCCGCACAGAUGGUAGACAACAGUUAACCGACUCUUUCUUCUGCAGCCCGUCAAACCGACCGCCAGACCCAAAAUCACUGUCGAUCCUGACCUUGUUCAGUCGCGUGCGCAUCCUGUUCCCUUAUUUGUGGCCGUCAAAGUCGCUGUCGUUGCAGAUCGUGUCGCUCGUCUGCAUCGGGCUGAUGCUGUUUAGGCGUGUUGUCAAUGUCUGGGUACCGCUUUUGCUCGGUCGUGUCGUAUCCGAUCUGUCCGCCGGUCGACCGCCUUAUCUCAACGUCGGCCUUUACACGAUUAUGAGCUUUUGGCAAGAAUCGAGCUCUAUGCUGUGAGUCUUGGCGAGCGCUCUUGCCAUCGCGAAUCGUUUCGACGACUGACGGGUCUCUACCUUGCUAAUCUAGGUACCAAUAUCUGUCUCUCCCUAUCAAACAAUAUUCGGAACGAGAAAUGUCGAUGCUCUCGUUCGAUUGUCUUCUCAACCUCUCCUUAUCCUACCAUACCCAUCGCAAGACCGGCGAACUCUUGCGCAUUCUCGGUCGUGCCGACGCAAUCAACGACUUCUUCCAGAUUCUCAUCUUCAGUUUCGUCCCAGUCAUCAUCGACUUGCCCGUCGCCGCGGUCGUGAUCGGUUACCGAUACGGGUGGGGUAUCGUCAGCAUCGUCACGGGCGUUUCGAUCGUCUUUGUCGCGACGUCCAUCAUACUCGCCGAGAGUCGCACCAAGUUAUACCGCAAGCUACGUGACGAGUCGCAGUUCAUGCAUCAGAUCAAGACGGAUACGUUGUUCAACUGGGAGACCGUCAAGAUCUUUACGGCCGAGCGAUUCGAGUCCGAGCGCCUACGCAAUGCCUUGCGGGUGUAUCAAAAGGGAUCGUUCAAAGUCUACAGUGUGUGUUCUUCGUCUUCCGAAACUGCGUCUUCCGAAAUUGUGGUUUCAUUUCUGACCAGCGUUGAUCGUUCUGCAGGCUUGGAACUCGUUGUCGCUGAUGCAAAAUGGGAUCUCUUCCGUGGGCUUCCUCGUCUGUUCCUUCAUCCUGUCCCGACGGAUUGUUCGUGGCGAGCUCGAGGUGAGUAUAGGGCUGGGUGCGUAUUUUGCAGCUUCACCCGAUUUCUCACUUCUCGUUUGACUUUGGUCCCCCCUCUAGGUCGGAGAAUUUGUGACCUUUUCUUCGUUCCUCAAUCAACUCUACACUCCCUUGAAUCAGAUUGCCACGCUAUACCGCCAGGUGAUGUCGUCCCUCGUCGACACGGAGCAAUUGAUGGAACUACUCAACGAGAAGAAGGACAUCGUCGACCGUCCCAACGCUUUACCUCUCGUCAUCCCUCCCGGACAAGGCGGCACGAUCGAGUUCGACAACGUCAAAUUCUCGUACGACGACAAAUCCCAGACCAUCAAAGGUGUUUCCUUCAAAAUUCAACGGGGACAAUCCGUCGCCCUUGUCGGACCGUCGGGAAGCGGCAAGAGCACGAUCAUGCGCCUCGUAUAUCGCUUCUUCGACGUGUCCGAGGGCCGCAUCCUCGUUGAUGGAGUGGACGUGAGGGAUUACUCGCAGGUCACGCUCAGGAAUGCGAUCGGUUUGGUACCGCAAGAGAGCAUCUUGUUUAAUGAGACGGCCAGGUACAACAUCGCGUACGGGGGCGGCAUCGAGACGACGACGGAGCAAAUGAUCGAAGCCGCAAGAUCAGCGGCGAUUCACGAUAGGAGUGAGUGAGAGGGUGUCCUAAAUUACUUCGUCGUCACGUGGACUGAAUAACUGCGUUUCUCUCUCGCCCAGUCAUGUCUUUCCCUGAUCGCUACGAGACUCGAGUUGGGGAGCGAGGACAGCGCUUGUCCGGCGGCGAGAAGCAGCGCGUCGCCAUCGCUCGGGUCCUGCUCAAGAACCCACCCAGUAGGUCGAAACAUCCACUGCUUUCAUAUGGACUUGGCAGUUUGCUAACGCGAUCCGCUCCCCUGACGAUAGUCUUGUUGUUGGACGAAGCGACUUCGGCACUCGACACGACCAACGAGCGACUGAUCCAAGCUCGACUGCGCGAAUUAUCGCGGGGGAGGACGACACUCGCGAUCGCGCAUCGACUUUCGACCAUGUAUGUACUGGGAAUAGGUAUUCGAAUGUUUGGAAUCUUAUUUCUGACCUUUGUGCUUCUGAGGCAGUGUCGAUUGCGACGUGAUUCAUGUGCUUGCCGAGGGCAAGAUUGUCGAAUCGGGAUCGGUGAGUGACGAUAGUAAAGCAUGAGCGAAGAUAUGCAGGUUGCUGAUACUUCCCUAACUCAUUCUGGAAGCACAAUGAGCUGCUCGAGCAGGAUGGUGUGUACGCCGAGCUCUGGAGGAAGCAAAGCGAAAGCGAGGAAGGGGCGACACCUUCGACCGGGCCCACGCGCUCGGCGACGCCUACCGUUAAAACGUAG
Messenger RNA from Microbotryum saponariae, 3396 nucleotides. The record is from the annotation of a GenBank genome assembly. NCBI's taxonomy places the organism in Eukaryota, Fungi, Basidiomycota, Microbotryomycetes, Microbotryales, Microbotryaceae.